Anastrepha obliqua is the source of this 1023-nucleotide messenger RNA. It is a transcript of the gene Ykt6, whose product is annotated as synaptobrevin homolog YKT6. Gene Ontology annotation, cellular component: Golgi apparatus. Bases 295 to 894 code for a protein of 199 amino acids. Gene Ontology annotation, molecular function: SNAP receptor activity. NCBI's taxonomy places the organism in Eukaryota, Metazoa, Arthropoda, Insecta, Diptera, Tephritidae. The record is from RefSeq and is a predicted model, not a curated record. Gene Ontology annotation, biological process: endoplasmic reticulum to Golgi vesicle-mediated transport. The transcript is spliced from 3 exons.
UAGAUUCUGAUACGAAGGAUGACGACAUAAAAUAAUAGAAAAAAAUUGCGAGUGGCACGAAACAUCAAAAUUUAAUAGAGUAAAAAAAAUAUCGAAAGUUGUAAUCUCGCGGUGUAAAAUUUUUUAUUGAAUUGUUGAGAAAUUACAGCAAAAGUUACAAGAGGUUAUUGGAACGGCCAGUUGAACCAUAAACAACUAAUUAGUAUUUAGGCUGAGGUAAUCUGGCGAGUUUCCUUGCAUUGUGAUAAACAAUAAUUAAGAUCAGCUGGUGAAGAAUACUGAUAACACCCAAAGAUGGUGAAACUUUUUGCUCUGAGUAUCUUUUACAAGGGUUCAGCGGAGGCGCGCCUAUUGAAAUCUGCUUACGACUUGCAGUCGUUUUCUUUCUUUCAACGCGGCACAGUUCAAGAAUUUAUGACUUUUGCGUCAAAAACUAUUGUCGAGCGUACACAACCCGCCAUGCGACAGUCAGUCAAGCAGGAGGCUUAUAUGUGUCAUGUGUACGUGCGUGCUGAUAAUUUAGCUGGGGUGCUGAUUGCUGAUCAUGAGUACCCGCAGCGGGUUGCACAUACACUCAUCACAAAGAUAUUAGACGAAUUUAGUGCGAAAAUCGGUCCGGAACGUUGGGAAUCAGGAGCUGAGACAACCAUAGAUUUUAGCGUACUACCCGCCUAUUUAGCUAAAUAUCAGGAUCCUAAAGAGGCAGAUGCGUUAACUAAAAUGCAAAAUGAUUUGGACGAAACAAAGAUUAUACUAAAGAAUACAAUCGAAGCGGUGCUCGAGCGUGGUGAAAAAUUGGAUGAUAUGGUAAUCAAGUCGGAAAAUCUUUCAAUACAAAGUAAAGCUUUUUAUAAGACAGCCAAAAAGACAAAUUCAUGUUGCAAUUUUAGUUAAGUGCGUUAGGUUAAACGAAAUACAAAUGACCAAGAAUUUGACGGGGAAAAAACUAAAUAAUUUUAUAUAUUGUUUUAAAAUGUGUGCUUUGCUAUGGCUUUUAAAUAAAUUUUUAGUUUAAUGCUAAAU